This is a messenger RNA of Oenanthe melanoleuca, 3583 nucleotides long. RefSeq names its product zinc finger protein 777-like. Lineage: Eukaryota; Metazoa; Chordata; Aves; Passeriformes; Muscicapidae. The transcript has 6 exons. The coding region runs from base 9 to 977 and encodes 322 amino acids. The record is from RefSeq and is a predicted model, not a curated record. Gene Ontology annotation, biological process: regulation of DNA-templated transcription.
GCGGGGCCAUGGCGGAGCUGCGGGCGCGCCUGGAGGAGCUGGAGCGGCGGAUGGAGCGGGCGGAGGCGGCGCUGCGGGACGGGCCCCUCGCUGCCCUGGGGCUCCCCGGGAUCCCGGUGCUGUUCGAGGAUGUGGCAGUGCGGUUCAGCCAGCAGGAGUGGGCAAGCCUGGACGAGAGACAGAAGGAAAUGUACCGGAGCGUCAUGGAAGGCAACUACGAGAUGCUGGUGUCCUUGUAUUGUGCCCUGUCCAAGCCUGAACUGUUAUUACAGUUGGAAAGAGAAGAGCUGAGCACGCCGCCAGAAUCGGAGCCUGAGGCAGCAGAGGUGUCCCCAGAGCUGGCUGUAGAGCUGGCUGUACAGAACUGCACCAGUGAUGACACAUUGCUGGAGACAGAGGCAAUGGAGAGGGGCUGCAGGCAGACAGAGGAAAGCAGGAAUGAGGCAGAGAAAAGUGAGAGCUUGGUAGAGGAAAGCAAAAACCUGGUGGAGGAAAGCAGGAGCCUGGUGGAGAUAAGUGGGAACCUGGCAGAGGAAAGCAUGAACCUGGUAGAGGAAAACAGGAGCCCAAUGGAGAUAAGUUGGAACUUGGCAGAGGAAAGCAAGAACCUGGUGGAGGAAAACAGGAGCCCAGCAGAGGAAAACAGGAGCCCAGCAAAGGAAAGCAGGAGCCCAGCAGAAGAAAGUGGGAACCUGAUGGAGGAAUGCAGGAGCCCAGUGUUGCCAGAGAACUGCAGCACACCACCCAUCCCUCUGGAAGGCUCUGCUGUCCUGGCAGAUCUCAGCCAGCCGACUCCGUCCCCUCCCUGCCUGCUCUCCGUGUCCUGUCAGGAAGCCGAGGGUCAGAACUCUUCUCCCCCUGCAGCAGGAGAUGCUGAGGUGGGAGUCUCAAGGGAGGUGCUGCAGAGAAGCCAUCAAUGCCCAAAACACCCUCUAAGGGUCCAGGAAAAGACAAGGGUCCUGAAGAGGAGGCUGUGAAAGAUUCAGGGAAUACUGGCCAAGAUCUGGUGGCCGACAUUCCUGAAGAACCAGGAAAGGAGGUGACACCAGAUGUCCACAGACAGACAGAACAGGCAGAUCCCAGCCCAGCAGAGCUGCAGAAGGAUUCCUGCGUGGGCCGGCCAGCGGCCUUGCAGCGAAAUUCUGCCAAGCAGUUUUACUCCUGCCCCAUCUGCAGGAAAACCUUCCUGCUGAAGAUCAACCUCCUGAUCCACGAGCGUGGCCACGCCAACUGGGUGCCCUAUGUCUGCGUCCACUGCGACCGCAAGUUCAUGUCCAAGAAGAAAAUCAAGCGGCACCUCCGCGCCUGGGCAGCCAACGGGACGUGCCAGCCCUCAGAGCCCGGCCAGGUGCCAUGCUCAGCAUCCCACCCCCAGACCUGGGCAGCUAAGGGGACGUGCCAGCCCUCAAAGCCAGAGAAGUGUCCCACUAGGACACCGUGCCCAACAUCCCAGCCCCAAAACUGGGCACCCAGUGGCACCUGCCAGCCCACAGAUGUGAAGGCAAGUCCCAGCCAGGCCCCAUGCCCAACAUCCCAGCCCCAAAACUGGGCACCCAAUGGUUCCUGCCAGCCCUCAGAUGUGAAGGCAAGUCCCAGCCAGGCCCCAUGCCCAACAUCUCAGCCCCAAAACUGGGCACUCAAUGGCUCCUGCCAGCCCUCAGAUGUGAAGGCAAGUCCCAGCCAGGCCCUAUGCCCAACAUCCCAGCCCCAAAACUGGGCACUCAUUGUCUCCUGCCAGCCCUCAGAUGUGGAGGCAAGUCCCAGCCAGGGGCCAUGCCCAACAUCCCAGCCCCAAAACUGGGCACCCAAUGGCACCUGCCAGCCCUCAAAUGUGAAGGCAAGUCCCAGCCAGGUGCCAUGCCCAACAUCUCAGCCCCAAAACUGGGCACUCAUUGUCUCCUGCCAGCCCUCAGAUGUGAAGGCAUGUCCCAGCCAGGCACCGUGCCCAACAUCCCAUCCUCAAAACUGGGCACCCAGUGGGGAUGCAAAGGCAUGUCCCAGCCAGGGGCCUUGCCCAACAUCCCAGCCCCAAAACUGGGCACUCAUUGUCUCCUGUCAGCCCUCAAAUGUGAAGGCAAGUCCCAGCCAGGUGCCAUGCCCAACAUCCCAGCCCCAAAACUGGGCACCCAAUGGCACCUGCCAGCCCUCAGAUGUGCAGGCAAGUCCCAGCCAGGCCCCAUGCCCAACAUCUCAGCCUCAAAACUGGGCACUCAAUGGCUCCUGCCAGCCCUCAGAUGUGAAGGCAAGUCCCAGACAGGCCCCAUUCCCAACAUCUCAGCCCCAAAACUGGGCACUCAAUGGCACCUGCCAGCCCUCAGAUGUGAAGGCAAGUCCCAGCCAGGUGCCAUGCCCAACAUCCCAGCCCCAAAACUGCGCACCCAGUGGGGAUGCAAAGGCAUGUCCCAGCCAGGGGCCUUGCCCAACAUCCCAGCCCCUAAACUGGGCACCCAAUGGCUCCUGCCAGCCCUCAGAUGUGAAGGAUAGUCCCAGACAGGCCCCAUGCCCAACAUCUCAGCCCCAAAACUGGGCACCCAAUGGCUCCUGCCAGCCCUCAGAUGUGAAGGCAUGUCCCAGCCAGGGGCCAUGCCCAUCCUCCCAGCCACAAGCCCCGAGCAGGGACUGUGGCACGGUGUGGCAGGAGCCUGGCCCCUCCAGGUGCUCUCUGUCAUCUGGGAAAAUGAUGUACACAUGCAAUGAGUGCCUGGAAACCUUCUCCAACCAGAUCUUCCUGACAGUGCACCAGCGCCGGCACUCUGGCCACCACCUCAUCCUGUGUCCCUGCUGCAACCGCAGCUUCACCUGGGUGUCGGACUUCGUCCGGCAGCACUGGAUGCACAUGGGCGUCCGGCCCCACCAGUGUGGCAUCUGCCAGAAGACCUUCAAGAGGUUCUCCCACCUCAAGGAGCACCAGAGGACCCACAGGCGGCAGGAGCGGCCGUUCAGCUGUGCCAACCCGGUGCCCGUCGUGGCGGCGCCCGCAGCAGGAGACGGGGCUAGAAGCCAGGAUGUGACACCCCAGGGAGGGGACCCUGCUGCUGGAUCUGCUCUUGGACCUUGAGGUGUCCUCCUGGGAACUCAGGGGUACCUCAGGGUGUACUCCCAGGGAUGGGAAGCUGCUGCUGAAACCUCCCGGACACAGGGUGCUGCUGACAGACUUCGAGUUGACCUCACUAGGAUAGGAGGCUGCUGUCUGAUCUUGAGGUGAAGAAUGGAAUGCUGCCAAUGGGCUUUAAGGUGUCCUCUCAGGAAUAAGAUGCUGCUCUUGAACCUUAAGGUGACCUCCCAGGAAUGGGAUGCUGCUACAGAACCUUCAAGUGACUCCCAGGGAUGUGAUGAUGCUGCUGGAUCUUGAAGUGACCUCCUGGGGACCAGAGGGCACUAUCAGACCUCCCCUCUCUCCCUCUCCAGAUGAAGGCUGCAGCAUGGACAAUAUUUUCUGGUUCCCCUGCCCUGGUGUGGGGGUGGGGGGUACCUGCCCAGCCCAUGUGAGAGGAACUCCUUGUUCCCAAGCCCUGAUGGGUGGGCGGGAUGCUGGGAGUGGGUCCCUUUUCUGGAGAGUGCCAAUAGAUGCUGUAGAAACCAG